AUGAAAUAUUAUAGAGAAGGUCAAUUGCUUCGAUAUAUUGGUACAUGGAUUCCAUUGGCAGUUCUUGUACUAAUAGUGCUUUACUUUUAUGUAGUGUAUAUGGAGGUAUGUGGUGCAUAUUCAUGUUCAAGACUUAUUUGAUGCCACUCAUAAAAUCAGAGUAUGUUACUAGACCAUUAGUUGAAAUAAAUACAUACUUGAUUCAAUUAGUACACAUCAAUGACUAUGUUUUCAGCAAUAAAAUUAUAGGAAUUACUAUAACAUUACAUAUCAUUCUAAUAUUAUUCACAAUUACAUUAGUCAGAGUUGUAACUACAAUUCCAGGUCAUGUACCUGUUGAAUGGUUAAAUAAAAUAGAGAAUGAAAUUCGUUAGAUGAUAGAAAAUGAAGAAAAUAUGAUAAACCAUAAUAAGAAAGGAUCAUAAACAUCAACUUCAUUUUCAUCAGAAAUAGAUGAUGAAUAGCGUCUACAUUUGAAUGUUAAAGUGAAAAAUGAAAUAAUUGAUAAAUAAGGUAGAAGACAUUGUAAAAAUUGCAGUGCUUUUAAACCAAAACGUUGUCAUCAUUGUAGAUAAUGCAAGACAUGUUGGUUGAAAAUGGAUCAUCAUUGUUAAUGGUUGAAUAAUUGUAUAGGUUAUGGCAAUUACAAAUUAUUCAUUAAUUUACUUGGUUAUGCAUGUAUCAUAAUUAAUCUCCAAAAUUAGGGUUUUUGAUUAGUUUUAUAAUGAUUACUUAUAGUCGUUGCUAUUAUGACACAAUGAACUCAUAUUCAAGUGAUGCCAAAUUAUUCCUAGUUUCCUUUACAUUUCUAUAUUGUUGUUUCCUCUGGAUUCUAUUAACGGCUUUCACUCUCUUUCAUCUGUGGUAUUCUUAUCAAUAAUACUGAGAUUGAUAGGGCAAUUAAAUCCAACAUCACAACCCUUGAAUACUGUGAGAAUAAGCCAAGAGAACCCCUUUAAAAAGGAGUUUGGAACAAUAUAUUUGAUGUUUUUGGUAAAAACCCUUUAAUUUGGUUCUUACCAAUUCAACCAGAUACCAAACCUAUUUUAGAUUGA
Paramecium pentaurelia is the source of this 1055-nucleotide messenger RNA. Lineage: Eukaryota; Ciliophora; Oligohymenophorea; Peniculida; Parameciidae. The record is from the annotation of a GenBank genome assembly.